AUGCAGAUCUCCGACGAGCUGAGAAGACUUGGCUGGUACAUCGUGCCAGUCCUGGAUGUUGCCUGCUUCAUUGGUGGUGUCCCUGUAGAAGAAGACGAGGAGAGGCUUCAGUCCAAGGGAGCACCGCACAUCGCAGUCGGAACGCCUGGUCGCAUGUUCAAGCUCUUGCGCGAUGGCCUUCUCCUCACAGAUGCGCGGUUCCUCGUCCUCGAUGAAGCAGACAAGCUGCUGGACGCAAAUUUCCGGUCCGACACCCUGGACCUCAGCGGAGAUGUUGGCAUGGGUGCUUCAAGUUUAGCAUUGAGCCAGUUCCUUACCGGGGCCCGGGGCGGCCUCGAAGCCUCUGCGGCCAUGGCCCCCAAAAAGGCCAAAGCGGAGGCAAAGCAGCCGAAAGCCAAGGCGAAGGGCGCUGCAGCCCCUCAGGCGGAGGAGCCUCCAAAGGAAGAGAAGGAAAUGAAGGAGGAAGAAGCAUUGAAAGAGGAGGUCAAGGAAGAAAAGCCAAAGGAGGAGGCACAGCCCAAGCAAGAAAGCGAAGCAGAGGAUCCGAAACAGGACGCCGCAGAAGAGGCACUCCAGGAGGACGCCCAAAUGGAAGAUAAGAGUAAAGAGCGUGAGGAAGAUGCGCCCAAAGACAGCCGAGCCAAGGUGAAUGCAGGUGCGGUGGCUCUCAACCUUGAUGAUGCGACGCUGAAUGCUAUGCCUGUCUGCGGUGGCAAAGUGCUCAUGGCGCUCACCGAAGGGGGGAUGCAGUACCUACUUGCCUCCGCACGUUGCAGUGCCGGCAUUAAGGCCGGUCGCUACAUGUACGAGGUCAGGAUCUUGGAGUCGCUGAACCCAUGUGAGACGGCAGGGCACGGCCGAGCUCCGAACCCGCGACAGCUGGUCCGAGUGGGCUUCUCCUUGAAAGGAGGCUCCUUGUUCCUCGGCGAUGGGGAAAACAACUGCUCCUUCGACUCCGAAGGCUUCUUUGUGGACGACAAAGCCAGGAGAAGAGCUUCCUACAAGUUCGUCAGAGAUCAAACUGUGGCCGUCCUCCUGAAUCUAGACCCCUCUAUGGCGAAUGCCAACACAGUGAGUCUUUUCAUCGAUGGCCAGCGCGCUUCUGAUCCACAGCCGCUGCCGGAAGCUCUUGUCGGCAAGCCCCUGUACCCAACGGUGACUUACAAGAAUGUGUCCUUGGAGGUGAAUUUUGGGCCAUCUCCGCGCACAUCCCUGCCGUUCACCUGCAACAUGCUCGCCCACGCUGCAGCGGAAGAUCUCGAGAUCCCAUCUGUAGCGAAGCGGAAGGACGGCAAGGGUGAGCUAGUGAUGCCUGUGGGACUGCCCGACACCGGCUAUUUUGACUGGGUUGACAAGUUUCUUGUCGACAACCCCGACUUCGUGGAGCUCAGCGACCGGAAGAUGUUGGACUGGGCUUGGAAGAGCGGAAUCUGGAAGGCGGGGAAAUACUACAGUGGAUCUGGCGACAAGCCAGAGGCAAGCACUGGUGUGCCAGCAAUUGACGACUGGAGCGUCGGAAAAAUCAUUUCAGCAGUAGCACCCACCUUCCCGCGGAAGUACAUCAUCCCAGAGAUGAAGGCUAACCUUGUGAAGUCUGAUCGUGACGAGGGCCUUAUGCGAUUCACGUCCGCAGACUUUCACCGCAAGGCUGUCGUCAUCAUGGGGGAGCCUGAUCAGCAGUACAAGGAGUGGAUCCAGAAGCUAGUGCUGGAGGAGAAGCAGGCUCAGGCAGAGGCAGAGAAAAGGAAAAAACAAGCGGAGGCCGAGCGCCAACGGCAACAAAAGCGGCAGCAGGAGGAAAGAAAGCGGAAAGCCGAGGCUGCCCGAAAGAACUACGAGGCCGCCAAGCGUCGGAGGCUCGGGGAGGAGGUCGAGGAGACCGAAGAACCGGAAGAGGCUCCGGCUGAAGAGCCGGAGGACGAGGCUCCGGAAGAAGAGCCGGAUGUCCCAGUCGAGCUAACAGAGGAGGAGAAGGCCUUGAAGUGCCGGAAGCCUUCAAUGCCGGACAUGACAGAAAAGGAACUUGCCAGAUCGUAUGCAAGCUUUGCUCUACCUCUCAAGUCGGAGGGCUUUGAUGAGGUGGCCUAUGCUUGGGGGAACGAGUCCAGCUGUUCCGAGUUGCUAAAGGCAUGGAUACUGGAGAAGAAGCAAACGCAGCGUGCGGAAGACUUAGCUCCAGGAACUGACUUCAGGCAGGCGUGGUCUGCAUGGCAGAAGGCGGUGCAGGACUGGAGGAAGGCUCAGACAGAUUUUAAGGAUCCCGCGAAGAGGCGGGCCUUCAAGGAGCAGCGACUGGAGGAAGCCAAAAAGAAGAUCCAAGAGGAGAAGCAGACCCUCAUUGAUGCUGGUGACGAAGAAGGGGCCCGAGCCCUUGAAGAGAAGGUCGAGGCCGAACAGAACGAAGACGUGGACACGGAGAAUCUUGAUGUCCUUGCAGUGGAGGACAUCAACGACAUUGGGAAUGGAGAGCCGCUCUUUGGGCAGUUCCAGUACGAAGACUGGAUUUUGCUCAGUACGAGAUAUGAGCUGCACUUGUUAGCCCAUUCCUUCAAGAAGGACCUGAAUGAUCCUGAUAGGCCAAGCUUCGAUUUGAAGCACCUGAGCUUCUACUACCAGAAGUACUACAGAAAAGCGUGGAACUUCUCCCAGUUUGGUGUCAAAGAAUUUGAGGAACUCGUCGAGUUGCUGAAGGACUCUGUGAGCGUUGAUGCCAGUGGACAUUUGAAGGCAGACGAGCCUGAGGAGACUCCCCUAGAGCGCUUCGUCAAGCUGACGGAGGACAAUCGAAGGGAACGCCAAAGGAGAAUAGACGCUGGCGAUGAGACAGCUAGGCUGAAGUUCUCCAGACCCCAAGCGCAACGAGGAAAUGAUCGAAGCGAGGGUAAGGGAGGAUACGGCAAAGGUGGCAAGGGAUCCUACGGGGGUGGUGGCGGCGGAUCUGGCUAUGGUGGUCAGAAGAGGCCAUACACGCCGCCUCCCCCUGUUCGUAUGGAGGUGGAGGCGGGGGUGGCUAUGCUGGCGGAGCAAGAGGCACCUACGGCCGAUGAUGCUUCCUCAUUGCAGGACAUCAUUUCGAUAACAGAGCUGGUUUUCACCAAGUCUCUUCAGUUUCUGGCCGUCUCUGCCACCUUUCCCCCACCACUUGUCGCACUUGCAGAGGAUCUUUUCGUCCAUGUGGAAAAGAAGCGUGCAACCCGGGGUCAACCUGUCAUGCGAGACUUGCCCAACAAGGUGUUCUUGUGCACGUCAGCUGUGAAGAAGGAUGAGGAAGGGUUGAACAUCUUGCAAGAAGAUGGAGACGACGCUGAUGUCGUAGAGACAGCCUUGCUCAAGGGAGUGCUCCAUCUCCGAUACGUGUUGCAAGGUUAUCAUGUCAGGCAGAAGGUGCCUGCACUGCUGGAAGUGUUGACGACUGCGGCCUAUCAACAGGCUUUCGUCUUCGUGGGGGAUUCCAACAAUGCCAUCCAGAUUGCGGAGCUGCUCAAUCAGGCCGGAGUGCCUGCGGCUGCAAGCACUGGGAAGCUGGACCAAGCCUGGCGGGCGCAGGCUUUCGCUGGACUAAAACGCUUCCAGUACAGAGUGCUGGUCUGCACGGACUUGAUGGCUCGCGGCAUUGAUGCAGAGAAAGUCGAUGUGGUGGUUAACCUGGACCUGCCAACAGAGAAGGAAACCUACUUGCACCGUUCUGGGCGAACUGCCCGUUUCGGGUCGGUGGGCUGGAUGGUUUCGCUGGUUUUCGAGGGCGAUGAGGCCGAGCACUUGGAGUUCUUUCAGAAGCAGCUGGGCUUCGAGCUGGCGGAGUACGCAGACCGGGAGGCAGCGAUCCAGUCGAGGCUCGAAGCACUGAGUCUUCCGCAGGAUGCGAUGGCGCCAAGCCAAGCAGAAGUCGAGCAGUUCCCACAGCAGCCGUUUCCGACCCCAGGGACGAGUGCCGGAGGCGAGAAAGCGAAGGAGCGAGGAACGAGGAGCUCUCAAGGCAGGCCUCUUCAAGGCCCCAAGAAGCAAGCCCGGCAGGACAGAGAGCGGCUGCCUGCUGACCCUUCACCAGGACUCCUGGACACAACGGAGAUCCCUCCGGACGGACGUAGUCAGAGCCUGCAUGCCGGCCGCGGCGGGGCGUCUCCAGCAGGUCCCUUCCCGAGCUCCCGAGCCGAGAGGGUGCCAGCUGAGGCUUAG
Molecule: messenger RNA, 4176 nt
Organism: Symbiodinium necroappetens
Lineage: Eukaryota; Dinophyceae; Suessiales; Symbiodiniaceae
Source: the annotation of a GenBank genome assembly